GAUAUUUUGAUGUGGCAUUUGCCACAAUGCAGGGUAACACAAGGUCGACCCGCCGAAGUUUUUAUCAAUUUUCCCGUUUGAGCUGCGCAGUCGCCGAUGCUAUAUAAAUUUUGACAAAAGAAAGACUUCGGUUUAAACCAAUUUUGGCAAUGCGCGCGGCCAUUAAGUGACAGCGCGAGAUCAGAGCAGUAGCAGCACCAGAAAUCGAGAUCGAGCCAAGCAAACGACACCGACAGCUGAUACCCAGGCGCAGUCGUGGAUACCGUGAUGCCACCGAAGGUGUUUCCAGCUUUGCGGCUGGCGCUGUUGCUGCCGGCGAUGGCGGCGAUGGCGUCGGCCUUUGGCAACGAAUAUGUGCACAUCAAGGUGCAUGUGCCCAAGGAUCAGGCGCCGAGCAUUGCCAUCGAUGCGGAGCAGCCGACGCAGCACAAGGUCAUCCAUCACUAUCACCAUCAUGCGGCGCCGCAUCUGAGAUUGCGCGCACGCCCACCAUCAAAGCCCAAGACCAGCCCGCUGCUGGAGAGCGUCAUCUUGUCCGAUCUUGACAAGCCGCUGCACAUGAGCGAGCAUGCGGACUAUCUGAACCAUGCAAAGGAGCUGGCCGAGCAGCUCAGCGAAACAUAUGUGAUUAAGAAGCCGCCGCCGCCGCCGCCGCCGCCGCUGCCGCCAAAGAAGAAAGUGAACACCUACACGAUCAUCGAGGAGAAGCACCGGCCGCACAGUUACGAGUACGAGUCGCGGCCAGAGCACGGACACGUGGACACGUAUCGGUUGCAGCAUCAUCAUCACAAGCACCAGCAUCAUCAGUACGCCGAGGACGACACUGAUGACGAUGUGGGCUAUCACUAUCCCGGCCCAGUGCACCAGCAUCGCCAUAAAGGCUCCGCCACAUUGUACCAUGGCGGCGGCUAUGCGGAGCCAGCGCCGGUGGAGGAGCCCAUGGAUUUGGAUCUGGGCUAUGGCUAUUCGCCGCCCGCCUAUGCACACGGCCGACCGCCUGCCCAUACGCUGGAGGCGCCCGAAGAGUCAUCUCUGGACAGCCCGCAUCCAUAUGACUUUGGCAGCAGAAGCGCCACCAGCAGCAGCAGCACCAGCAGCAGCAGCUUCCGGCCAUCCCAGCAGCUGAGCACACAGCCAGAUGCCUACGAAGACGAGAUUGAUUCGUAUGCCGCGCCGAUCCAGUCCCGUCGUCGUCGUCCCGGCCCCGUCGACUGGCCCAGCCAACGCGGAUAUAUUAGCGCUGCCGCCGAGGAUAGCUAUAAUGCCGGACACGGCAGCGCCGGGUAUCAGUAUAGCGGGCCCUAUCUGUAGUCGUAAUACUUUAUAUCUUGCUUUAAGGUCUAUUUAUUGGAUUUAGCUUUUUUUUUCCAUAGUCUAAGUCGAUUAAAACUGAAAGCUCCGCAAAA
Molecule: messenger RNA, 1406 nt
Organism: Drosophila virilis
Lineage: Eukaryota; Metazoa; Arthropoda; Insecta; Diptera; Drosophilidae
Source: RefSeq, a predicted model, not a curated record